GGAUGUGCUAGCCCCUAAGAGCGGCUUCGAGGCCUGCUUGGGCAGCUGUCAUUAAGACGACUCCUUGCCCGCCCCCCCCACCCCGAGCUACCUGCGGCUUCCAAGGGACACAAGGAUACCCCCAGAGGGCCGUGAACCCCCUGUGGGCCGGAACUUAGAGGCUCUGCGAACACUCCAAGGGCUGCCUUACCAACCCCACCCUGGGAUGUCGUGGUCCCUCAGAAGUCCCACCUUCCUAAAAGUGACACCCCCAACAUUUACGUACCCCUUUGUGAUGCCAGGACCCACAGAAAGCGAGAACACCCUAAGGGCUGCUGUGAUUCCACGGACUGUGUUCCGCCAAAGAGCGCUCUGACUCCCCAAGAGGCACUGUGGCCACGACAGACGCCUCUGGACCCCCACGGGGCUCGGUGACACUGGCUCUCCCACCCUCUCUGAGGAUAAGCAGAGGGCGCUGUAACUCCUCCCCCAACGAGGAUGGUGGCCUCUGGUUCCCGUCUGACCCGCUUGUCACCUCUGCCUGCUGGGAGUCCGUGUCCCUGUCCCUGCUGCGACUCUACCUCUUUUUUGGCCUGUUGUGUCCCUGUCCCUUGUCUCCAUCUGGCUGUCUCUCUCAGCCUCUCACGUCCCUCCCCGAGGACCCCCUGCACCUUUCGCCCGCUCCGGAUCGGACGACGUGCCCAAGCGGACGCGCGUCCCUAAGUCUACGCGUGAUCCGGAGCGACAGCGGCUCCCGCGGGCAGCCCUGCAGACUCCCCAGAUGCCUCCCGCCUCGCCGGCUGCUAAGCGGGUCAGCCCCCCCGCCCCCGUCCACUCUCUCGCGCCCGCGGGCGGGGGGCAGCGCGCGUACUCGCAUUCCUCGCACUGGGACCCACGCACAGCUGGCGCAUGCUCCUGCCGCCUUGCCGCGGGGCGUCAGCGCGCAUGCCCAGAGCCCGAUGCAGCGGAGACCAGCGGGCGCCCCGGGUGGGCAGCUGGCGGCGCGUCUCGGCUGGGGCGGGGCCGCGUGCGCGCGUGCGCAGAAAGGCGGGCGCUCGAUCUCUCGGCAAGCUGAGGAGAAAGCGGCGCGGCGGGCGGAGGCUCUUAUCCUGCUCCCUCUUCUGUGGCAGUGAUGUCCAUUCUCCUAGCGCAGCUGGCACCCAAGGCCAUCUCUCAACCCACCUCUGGCCGCCCCCAUCAUCUGCCCAAGGCCUCCCAGUUGCCGUGCCCUCCGUUGUGCGAUCGUCCUCCUACCCAUCUUUAUGCACUCCAGAUGAAUGUUCUCGAGGCGGGGGCAACGGAAUGAUCCGAUCAUCUCCCAGAAUUCACUGAAACAAACCCUUGUGAAACUUUGGAACGGUGGUGCUGUCCCAGACCAGAAGGGCACGGGAUGGCAAACAGGCUAGCAGGAACGCCUCAGAGAGGGGGCUGGCGGAUUUAGCUGCUGCCCUCUGCCCCCGCCCGGCAGCCCGGGCUCACCUGCACCAUGGACGCCCCGGGCUACAACUGCUUUGUGGACAGAGACAGGAUGGACGCCGCCAUCCAGGACCUGGGGCCCAAGGAGCUGAGCUGCACCGACGUGCAGGAGCUGAAGCAGCUGGCGCGCCAGGGCUACUGGGCCCACAGCUACGCCCUGCGGGGAAAGGUGUACCAGCGCCUGAUCCGGGACAUCCCCUGCCGCACGGUCACACCGGACGCCAGUGUGUACAGUGACAUUGUCGGCAAGAUCGUGGGCCAGCACAGCGGCAGCAGCCUGCCCCUGCCCGAGUUCGUGGACAACACGCAGGUGCCCAGCUACUGCCUGAACCCGCAGGGCGAGGGCGCCGUGCGUAAGAUCCUGCUGUGCAUCGCCAACCAGUUCCCCGACGUCUCCUUCUGUCCCGCACUGCCCGCGGUCGUGGCCCUGCUGCUCCACUACAGCAUGGACGAGGCCGAGUGCUUCGAGAAGGCCUGCCGCAUCCUGGCCUGCAACGACCCCAGCAGGAAGCUGAUUGACCAGAGCUUCCUGGCCUUCGAGUCGUCCUGCAUGACGUUUGGAGACCUGGUGAACAAGUACUGCCAGGCGGCCCACAAGCUGAUGGUGGCCGUGUCGGAGGACGUCCUGCAGGUCUACGCGGACUGGCAGCGCUGGCUGUUCGGAGAGCUGCCCCUCAGCUACUUCUCCCGCGUCUUCGACGUCUUCCUGGUGGAGGGUUACAAGGUGCUGUACCGCGUCGCGCUGGCCAUCCUCAAAUUCUUCCACAAGGUGAGAGCCGGGCAGCCCCUGGAGUCGGACAACGUGAAGCAAGACAUCCGCGCCUUCGUCAAGGACAUCGCCAAGACCGUGUCGCCCGAGAAGCUGCUGGAGAAAGCCUUCGCCAUCCGCCUCUUCUCUCGGAAGGAGAUCCAGCUCCUGCAGAUGGCCAACGAGAAGGCUCUGAAGCAGAGGGGCAUCACCGUCAAGCAGAAGAGGCAGUUCGUGCACCUGGCCGUCCACGCAGAGAACUUCCACUCGGAGGUUGUCGGUGUGAGGGAGAUGAGGGACAUCUGGUCGUGGGUCCCGGAGCGCUUCGCCCUCUGCCAGCCCCUCCUGCUCUUCUCUUCCCUGCAGCAUGGGUACAGCCUGACCAGGUUCUUUCUCCAUUGUGAAGGACACGAGCCCACGGUCCUGCUCAUCAAGACCACACAAAAGGAGGUGUGCGGGGCUUACCUGUCCACAGACUGGGCUGAGAGGAACAAGUUCGGAGGCAAGCUGGGCUUCUUCGGGACCGGAGAAUGCUUCGUGUUCAGGCUGCAGCCCGAGGUCCAGCGCUACGAGUGGGUGGUCAUCAAACACCCAGAGCUGACCAGACCCGUGUCCUCGGAGAACACCACCAGCCUGCCCUCGCUUUGCCACUCCGCAUCCCCAGAUGCCUCUGACCGACUCUCGCCCUUCCUGGCUGCUCGGCACUUCAACCUGCCCUCCAAGACCGAGUCCUUGUUCAUGGCCGGGGGCAAUGACUGCCUCAUCAUAGGUGGAGGGGGCGGCCAGGCGCUGUACAUCGAUGGGGACCUGAAUCGGGGCCGCACGGGCCACUGCGACACCUUCAACAACCAGCCACUUUGCUCGGAGAACUUCCUCAUCGCUGCUGUGGAGGCCUGGGGCUUCCAGGACCCCGACACUCAGUGACAGGCAGCCUGAAGCUUCUGCGGGCCUCAUUGUGUGUUCACGCCGGAGGAGGCUACCUCGGGAGGGGCGCUCUGGCCUGACCACCGGCCAGCCAGCAGCAGCAUCACGAGGGACCCACGGAGCCUCCUCCGCCCUCCUCCUCUCCAGCUCCAGCCUCCUCAGCUCCUCUGCCGUCCCUGCGGCGGCUCCAUUUCGAUGCAGUGACCUGGGCCCUAGGAUCCCAUGUAGACCCUUCGGAGAGCCCAGCAUGCCAUUUCCUCCGGCCGGACCCACCUCACCUCCGCUGGGCUCCACGCACCGUGUGCCAGGGCUGCACCGUCCCCAGCUCCCUGCCUGCCCAGCGCCUCUUGAUGCGUCCCUCUGCAUGGCUCGAUCCACUCGUUCCUCCUACAGGCCCUGGUCGGGCACAAAGCAUGGCUGCCUUUGCCCCCACCUCUCCCCCCAGCAACCUGGCCUGACCGCCGAGGCCAGGGACGGCCGGCCAGGGAGCAGCCCUCCCCCAGGACCCCCCAGCUGGUCCUGAGGGCCUGGCCACCUGCGGGAAGAGAGGUUGACACCCAGGUGGCUGUGCCAGAGAUGCCAGGGGUCCCGCCCUCCGUGCCCCCACACGCUGCGCCCACCCUGCACACCUCACUCCUCUUCCUGUGCUGGGCGCGUUGUCCCACCUACUUGGCUCCUCCCGAGCCAGGCUGCAGCGAGGCGGGGAAGGACCAGGAACCCUGUGUGGCUGCGGGCGAGUGGGCCAACCAGUCUAGAACUCAGAUUCCCCGACUGUAACGUGGGGUCAGUCCUCCUGCUCUGGGGCCUCAGGGGUGGGGGCGCAGCACGAAUCCCUCUGGAGGGAGAGGCGCUGGACAGCGGUGUCACAGCCGACCUCCCCCCGCCCCGACCCCUGCAGCCCUUCUGCCCCUCCUCUGAGCCCCACAGCCCUCUGCUCCGCUCUGGCCUUGGUUGAACACAGUCUCACUACCUGAACUCCAGGGUUCCGUGUCUGGUUUCCUUAGCCAGAGGGAUCUCCAGGGGCUCCCUCCAGCUUGCCUUCACAUGGUGUGUAGCCUCCUUUUCAUCAGUGUUCUAUCACGGGGACGCCACAGGCCGUUCAGACACAGCCUCUGACAAGCAGCCGAGAGCGAGGCUGAGCUCAGUGUGCAGGCUCCCUCUGCAAACCGAACUGAGUAUUCUUUUUGUGGUGAGUAAGUCCAGGGGCUUCUCCAUGGCGGCCACAAGAGCCCCAACCCGGCCUUCCCCAGGGCCUGGCCCUCCCCGAGAUCCAGCCCAGGGACGGCACUUGCUGCGUAAUCACGGUUUCUCCAUCAUGGGUGUGUGUGUGUGUGUGUGCGUGCGUGCGUGUGCAAAAUAAUCAGUUUCUUUGAAUUUCAUAAUUUCUUCCUAACUUUCCUGCUAAAUUAAAAGGCAUGUGUGAUUGUUAUCUUUAUUUUUUUAUUAUUGUCUGACAUUAGGUGUUACUAAAUAGAACAUGAUUUAUUUUGUGAAUAUUCUCUGUUAUUUCUUCCUGAUUAUUUAUUAUUAGUUUUUGAUGUUAAAAAUUAGCCAAAGUUUUAUGGAAUUUCAUAAUGAAUUAUCAUUUAUUUUCCUAGAAACAUUUGAAUUUUUUUUUUUUUAACUGGCCAUGUCUAUGGCAUGCAGAAGUUCCUGGGCAGGAGUCAAACCUGUGCCACAGCAGUGAUAAUGCUGGAUCCUUCACCUGCUAGGCUACCAGGGAACUCUGAAAAAUUUUUUAAAAACAAAAAAUGUUGAACAUAGUUUAAACCACUUCAUUAAAUGAUUUAUUGAAGCAGACUCUAUGCAUUUAAAGCUUCAGAAAAUCAGUUUUUCAAAAAUAAUUUGUAGGAGUUUCCGUUGUGGCUCAGUGGUUAAUGAAUCCAACUAGGAACCAUGAGAUUGCGGGUCCAAUCCCUGGUCUUGCUCAGUGGGUUAAGGAUUCGGCAUUGCCAUGAGCUGUGGUGUAGGUUGCAGAUGUGGCUCAGAUCCCAAGUUGCUGUGGCUCUGGUGUAGGCCGGUGGCUACAGCUGCGAUUAGACCCCUACCCUGGGAACCUCCAUAUGCCAUGGGAGCAGCCCUAGAAAAAGGCAAAAAGACAAAAAAAUAAUAAUUUGUAAUAGAGUAAGUCAUUUUAUUUUGUGAAUUUUUCAAUUUUAAUUAUUGAAUUAAAAUUUAUAUUUCACGAGUUCCCGUUGUGGCACAGCUGAAACAAAUCUGACCAUGAGGAUUUGGGUUCAAUCCCUGACCUUGCUCAGUGGGUCAGGGAUCUGGCGUUGCCAUGAGCUGUGGUGUAGGACACAGCUCGGAUCCCGUGUUGCUGUGGCUGUGGUGUAGGCCGGCAGCUGUAGUUCCUAUUCAACCCCUAGCCUAGGAACUUCCAUAUGCCGUGGAUGCGGCCCUAAAAAGCAAAAAACAAACAAACAAACAAAACUCAAUUUUUCCUAUUUUUACAAGUUCCAUGCUUAACUUUUUUAGUUCUUGAGGGCAGUUGGGUUUAGAAAAACCUGAAGAUUUCAGAAGGCCUUCACUUUUGUCUUAGACAUUUCCCGAAGCCACAAAUCCUUUCUCAUAGUCCCCUUUCCUAUUUCAUACUUAGGAGAUUGUUUUUGUAAGUUCAUUCCGAAGUCGUCUUAGGUUUACCCAAGAGUUUCGAGGAUGCUCAGAGCUCCUGAAUGCCCUCCCCGGCUCCCCCACUGUUUGUUAAAACUAGGAAAUUAACAUCAGUGUGAAGCUAGGAACUUAAACUACAGUCUUUAUUUGGAUUCCCUCAGUUUUUCUAUGGGUGUUUUUGUUCCCGAAAUACAUUUAAUUUUUAUAAAUACUUUUCCGUGUCUUUUUUCUUUCUCAGUGGCCCACAGCAUGUGGAGUUCUCAGGCCAAGGAUCAGAUUGCAUAUGCAGCUGCAGUUGUGACCUAUACCGCAGCUGCAGCAACGCCAGGUCCUUUACCCACUGUGCCAAGCAGGGGCUCGAACCUGCAGAGACACCACCGAUCCUGCUGUGCUGCAGCGGGAACUCCACUUUCCCCCAUUUUAAUUAAAUCCUGAUGUCAUCAAAUUCACCAGACUAACACUGGUCAAAAAACCCUGCCACUAAUUAGGCAGCACAGCCGUUGUCUCAAACGUGUAUCCAUAUAUGCUGAUCCCCUCUGUCCCGUUUGCAGAGAGAAGUCAGCAAGUGAGGUGAGCGUGCCAAGCACAGCUGGCUGGUGCUUCCCUUAGGCAGAAAGAAAAGCAUGCGGAUUUUUAAAAUAACCUGUUGUAAAAAAAGAAAAAUGUAUGAUCUGUGUUGUGUUUGUGUCAGGUCGUGCACUAAAUUAGGUACAUUGUGAUUUGCUGCUCAAGUCAAAACACCCCAUGCACUUGCCGAUGUGCUCAUCUCACCCGACUGUUUGGAAUUUGUCACCACUGUGCUUGGGACCAAGGAAGCACAAUCAGUGGACAUUGUUGGCCGGACACUCUGGCCCGUAACGUGACAUAGGACACAGACUAAAGCCUCCUGCUUUAGAUGGCUGAAGCCACGGGGUGGCUGCUCGGUUAGGGCCCCCGUUGGACACACCCUGGUCGGAGGGGGCCUGCCGACUGAUCUCGUCCAGGGUGCCAAGCGUCCCAGCCCCUGGUUUUACCUUCACACGAAGUACCUGGGGGCAGAGCUCUGUUCCCCUCCAUCCUGAAGCGCGCUCACUCGCAAAGGACACGCCUUGUCAAAAGCCCCCAAGCUAGAGGCUGAAGAGAGAGAAGAGAGUUAGGUGAAUAACUGCACCUUCUCAUUCUUGUGUAGGGUGGUUAUUGGCUGAAAACUGGGUUCGUGGACACACACUUUGGAGCAUUUCAAGGAAUGUAAUCAGAACCUUCAAGGUCCUUGUGAAAACACGUGUAGUGAGAAGAUGCAUGGCUUUGAAGCAAAAUCUGACUCUGGGAAAGUGAAGGCAAGUGACUCAGUAACAUGUUGGCUCAGGGUUGGUUCAUUUGAGUCCUGAGUAAAAUGAACAGGAACAAA
This is a messenger RNA of Sus scrofa (pig), 7127 nucleotides long. RefSeq names its product TBC1 domain family member 24 (gene TBC1D24). NCBI's taxonomy places the organism in Eukaryota, Metazoa, Chordata, Mammalia, Artiodactyla, Suidae. The record is from RefSeq and is a predicted model, not a curated record.